Messenger RNA from Xenopus tropicalis (tropical clawed frog), 1840 nucleotides. RefSeq names its product proteasomal ATPase-associated factor 1. The transcript is spliced from 14 exons. The record is from RefSeq and is a predicted model, not a curated record. The coding region runs from base 400 to 1560 and encodes 386 amino acids. NCBI's taxonomy places the organism in Eukaryota, Metazoa, Chordata, Amphibia, Anura, Pipidae.
GAAUCAGUGGUAUGACGAUUAUUGCGUCACAACCAUGCGACCAAUGAUGACGGUGAAGCACGAAGGGGCAGUGUCUAGAGCUGUCCCCGCCCACAUCAUGUGAUGGGGAGAGGACGCUAGUGGCGCGCAGGUAUAAAAGCAGAACUGGUGCCGGCCCUGCGGAAUGGCUGUGAGGGAGGAGGCGGUUGCUCGGUGAAUCUGCUGACAGGAUUAUACCCCCAAAGUCUCCCAUUCUGCAGUACCAGACUGUGCAGGGGCAGAACAUGGACUCACACAGAAUUAUCAGUGCAGCGCUCCCCAGAAUGAGGAUGCACCCCCCUAAGGCAGCCAGAUACUAUGGAUAAAGGCCAAGCACAACUAUCAGUGAGGAUGCUGUGAGGGAGAGAAUGCUUCUGUAUAAUGCUUCUUACUUCUGUAUUAUACAGGGAGGCUGAGGGGGAAGUCUGGGUAUCGUGCAAGAUUCCUGGAAAGCCCACGAUACGCGGCAGCCUGACGUCAAAGGGAAUAAGUUCUGAUGAGGUUCCGGAAGUGACCGCCUCCGAGGAGUUUGUUGUGCAGGAAGUCACCAAGAAUAGAAUCCCUGUUUCCUGCCCCGGGGAGAAUAUUUCCUGCACAUUUCUGUCUCCUUAUGCAAGUUUCUCCCACAUCCAUGAAAAAAACGUCAGCUACUUGGACAUCUCCAGCGGAGGGGACCUGGGAGUCUCCAGCAGCACAGAUCAGACCUUUAAGGUGUGGGAGACCCAUAAUACAGAAGUAAAGAGCGUGCUGGAAGGUCACACUAGGGACGUCUUUUCCUGCAAGUUCUUCCCUUCGGGGCAGGAGGUGCUGAGCGGCGGGUUGGAUUCGCUGGUGAAGGUCUGGUCCGUGAAUGAUGGAAGCUGCUUAGCGACGAUGAAAGGACACAGAGGAAGUAUCCUGGACAUAGCUGUUGUGGCCGAUGGACAGAAUGUCAUUUCCUCGGGGCAGGACGGCACGGCUCGGUUAUGGGACUCUGCCCAAGGCGCCUGCAUAGCUGUGGUCGAUGACUCCUACUCUCCUAUCAACGCCAUCGCUGUGGCCGAGGUUGGAAACGCAGUCAAUCUGGGCUCUCCCAAGGAAACUCCUAGUAACAGGGAAGUAGGAACAGAAGGCAAGCUGGUGGUACUGGCCCGAGAGGAUAAGUCAUUGGAGGGAGUGAGCCUGCACAGCCGCCAAUCAGUUUUCGAUUUUGAAGGUUCUGAUGCUUUUAACUGCUGCACCUUUAUCUCCAGUGUGGGGGUCCUGGCUGGGGGCCUCGAUGGGAACAUAAUCCAUGUAGAUAUCAGGAACCCAAAAAGCGCAGUAGAAACCGUUUCCUGGUCAGAAACCCCCGUGUUGUCAUUGGUGCCCUUCAGAGACACCUACGUUGCCAGUUAUGGUAAUGGAACCUGCUAUAUCCCCUUGAAGGGUUCUGAACAAGUUCUGCAACUCACUGGGCCUAAUAGACAACCCGUGUUCCAGGUGGCGGCAUGGAAGAAGCUUGUGUACACGUGCUGCAGGGACGGAUUCAUCCGCAAAUAUGAAAUCCCAGAUCUGGGAUAGAUUUGUGCAGAACUUACACCUUCUGUAUUACUAACCUGCCCCCAUGUUUCCUCCGACCAAAGGGCAAGUCUUCCCUUGUAGUUGGGAAAUGCCAUUUUGUAUUUAUAGGGUGAGUGUAACAGCCAGGUAGUUUCUAUCAUAUAGUGAGAUGCAUAUAUGUGUUUGGUAUAUUGUGAGCACAGACAUUACUUCCCUGCGUAUUUGUACUAAACAUAUGAGAGGGAGCUGCCAUAUUGUUUCCCUUACCUGUACAUGUAUAAAGGUGUUUAUAUACAUAGAA